AUGAAUGACGUGCAAUGGUGUCACUUGAAACGGCUACGCGAAGCAAGUUGGCAAUUCUUUGAUCCUUUAUCAGCCAGCCCAGAACAUUUACAAAAUUUAAGUACAUGUGUAAAACUAGUGGUCCAAGUACCUGUACAUGUCUCACAGGGAAACUUUUCUACUGAUGAAGAGAAUGAGGUCAUCAGCGAUGCUGAUGGAAACUUUUCAGAUGCUGAUGAAGGCUCUUCUGCUGAUGACGAGGGUGAUGUUUUUAGCACAGCUGAUGAGAACUUUCCACAGACUCAUAUUGUCAGAAACCACAGUGCAGUUUGUGAGGGAAGCACAGAAGAAAGAGAGGAGUGUGCCAGUGAGGAAAAAAUAUAUCCAAAUGCCAAAAUCACUAAUGAAGAAUCUCUGCUGUGUAUACUUGCCUACAGCCUCAGGCAUACAACAUCCAAAGUGGCUUUGAGUGACUUGUUAGAUCUUAUCAAUCUCCACUGUCCUGAUUCAACCAAUGGUGUUCCAGAUAGCUUAUACAAGUUCAUGAAAUCCUUUCACUGUGACACUUUUGAAGUCCAGUAUAUUUGCCCAUCCUGCCAAUUUUUCUUUGGUAAUGAAAUCCCCACCCACUGUGCUUCAUGCAAUUGUACCCCAGGGUACAUGGAAAACCUAAUCAAAUCUGGCUCUGUCUUUAUUAAGUUAUCUAUUUCAGAUCAGUUAAGAGGUAAAUUUCAAGAUACAGAUUUUUGUGAGUCUUUGAAUUACAAAUGGUCAAGGACAAAGCACAACUCACAAAAUGUUGAAGACAUAUUUGAUGGUACUAUGUACAAAUCGAUUGAUGCACUAAAUGACCCAAAAUUGACGAAUAUUUCAGUGUCCUGGAAUGUUGAUGGUGUUCCAAUUUUCAAAUCUUCUCCUUUUCAUAUCUGGCCACUUCAAGUCACAAUCAACGAGCUCCCCCCUAAUCUGAGGGCAAAGCAUGUCAUUCUUGGCGGUUUGUGGUUUGGGCCAAAAAAGCCAGAAAUGAACUCGUUUCUGCAAUCAUUUGUUAAUGAAUUGCAAAGUCUUGAAAACCAAGGGUUACCUUGUCAGUGGAAAGGUGAAAAAUCAGUAGUCCAUGUAUACAGUUUGCUUUGCAUUUGUGAUUCAGUGGCUCGUUGUGCUGUACAGAAUGUCAAGCAAUUUAAUGGAGAGCAUGGUUGUAACUGGUGUUAUCAAAAGGGUGAAGUUGUAGAAAAGGGAAACGGGUUUACAAGGGUUUACCCUUUGCAGUCAACAGAGCCAGAGCUGAGAUCACACAAAAAACACACUAAAGAUGCUCAGCAAGCUGUUGAUUCUGGAACAUGCAUAAAUGGUGUAAAAGGUCCAUCUCCUCUAAUGCUGCUGAUGUUUUUUAAUAUGGUUUCUGGAUUUGCAUAUGAUUACAUGCAUGGCAUAUUACUUGGUGUUUGUCGCCAGCUGACUACCCUAUGGUUUGACUCCAAAUACCAUACAGAGCCUUGGUACAUUGGAAGAGAAAUCGAGCAAAUUGAAACAAGGUUACUUGCCAUUAAACCACCUUCAAGUAUAACAAGACCACCCCGUUCAAUUUCUUUGCGCAAAUAUUGGAAAGCUUCGGAAUACAGACACUUUCUCUUAUUUUACAGCCUUCCCUGUUUGUUCGGCAUUUUACCCAGACAAUAUCUUGACCAUUUACUACUUCUAGUGCAGGCUACACACAUUCUCCUUCAAGAUUCAAUUUCCUCCCAUGACAUUGACAAAGCUGAUGGCCUUUUAAAAGCAUUUGUGGACCGUUUUGAGUCUCAGUAUGGAAAGUGUCAUGUGUCUUAUAAUGUCCACAUACUUGUACAUGCAGCAGCAUCUGUGAAAAAUUGGGGUCCUUUAUGGAGUCACAGUGCAUUCUUAUAUGAGUCCCAGAAUGGACACCUUCAGAAACUCUUUCAUGGCACACAAGCUGUACCAGAACAAAUUGUUAACAUGUUUAACCUUUACCAACAUGUUCCACGACUCAUUGCUGCUGUAUUCAAUGAUGAACAAACACAGCAAAGCAAAAGCUUUGUUGAAAAAAUGUUGGGAGGCACCAAUAUUGUGAGAAAGUGUAUUGGUAGUUCUAGUGUGAUGUUUCUUGGAUGCCCACAUGUACGACAGCCAACCCCAAGAGAGUCUCAUAUCCUUCAAGAGUCAGGUUUUAGUGCAAAUAAAGCGUUCAGUUUUUAUUCUAGGGCUGUGGUUAAUGGCAGGCGAAUUCAUUCAAAAGGAGCAAAGUCUUUAUCUAAAAGAAUCAACCAUGCAGUUCAAACCAAACAUGGGUCUAUAGCAUUAGUACGAUCAUUUAUAGACGUAGGCAAUGCGCAAGGAGAGGGUCAUGCCUUCAUUGAUGUUAUGAAAACAACAAGUAAUGACAUCAGCAAAGACAGAGAAUCAGGGAUAACAGCAACAAGCAUUUUAAAAGAAAGAGGGAUUGACUCAGUUGAACUUAUCAAAUGCACAGACAUACAUUCAACCUGUGUCUACCUCAAGGACCUACCAGGUCUUGCAAAUAAUUUUUUUUGCAUCCAACCAAAUAGAUGGGAGUUGGAUUAAAAACAAAAUAGCUGCAUCUUCAUGUUAUAAAAGGUAAAAAUGUACAGUAUACAGACUCAUAUCUCUUGAAUGUUGACAUGUCGUGGAUGUUUGCAUAAAUGUAUCAUUUUGAAAUGAUUUAGAAUUUUUUUUAUAAUUGCCUAUUUAUUCUUACUCUUAAUUUUUUUAAUUUACUUGUUAAGACUCAUUGUUUUGUCCCAUUGCUGCCAACAGCCAGAGCAUAAUAUAUCAAAAAAUAGUUCCAUGAA
Paramisgurnus dabryanus is the source of this 2810-nucleotide messenger RNA. RefSeq lists its product as uncharacterized. The record is from RefSeq and is a predicted model, not a curated record. Lineage: Eukaryota; Metazoa; Chordata; Actinopteri; Cypriniformes; Cobitidae.